UUCAAAUUAUCCACAAAUUUCUGUAUAAAAUAACUUAUUCCUUUACAUUUUACUUAUAAUAAAACUUUAAUAACGAUAAUAAUCGAGUUUAAUUUAAAUAAGUGUAGGCAUUCGUACGAAGAACAUUUACAGAUCACGUGCGGGUCAGAAAUUUUCAUAAAGUUUCGUGUUUAUUAUGAAAAGAAAUGUACAUGACUCGUUAAUACAAAAAAACAUAGUUUCACUGUGAAUUAUACGAUACAAUUUUAAGGAAACUUUCGAAUUAACUCAAGAAAUUUGAUACAAAGGGAUAAUUAAUCCGAUUAUCGUUUAAUUUUUCAAAUCCAGAUUGAUUGACUGUCUAAAGGUAUAACUUUUGAGAAAAUGAAACUCUCCGUAUAUUUUAGUUAUAUGCAAAAGCAUGGACUAUGCAAAAAUGCAUCUUUACCAGAAUUGGCUAUGGAAAACGAAUUGCUAACUGGUAAACAAUCCACGUUAAUAGUUGAUUUUUCUGGUAUUCAUAAGAUGGAAUACUUUAAUACGCAUUUAUCUUAUACGUGCAAUCACCACAUUUUUAUUGCACAGGUGAAAAGUUUUGUAAAUAAUCUUCGAAUUAUAAAUAUCGAACCACAAUUUUAUUUUAAAGGAGCAUUACAAGGUUUUAAAGAAAUUAGACAGAAUAAGCGCAUCAUUAACGACAAUAAAAUAGCCUGGAAUAUUUUGCGGUGGUUUAGAGAUAAUUUUAAAUUCAUUCUACAAUAUUAUGCUGACAACACACUCGGCAAAAUGUAUUCCAUUUUCAGCUACAUUUUAAAAUAUGAAUGUCAAUGUCACGUGUUGAUUGUAAGAGAAAAUUUCUUUUCAAAAUUAGCCACAAUAGCAAGAGAUGACGAUGCUUGUUUAGGAAUUCUCACGACGAAUGCAGAAUAUUUAAUAUAUGAUACAAAACCCAUCUUUCGUUUCACAGAUCUACAAUUUAAUUCAACGAUUACAGAAAUGUAUGACCCAAAUGAAUUCUUCACGAAGAUAAGUUUAAAUCGCUCUCAAUUAAAACUCUUAAGCUGUCUUCAGAGAGAACAACGUGGCAUUACAUUGGCAAAUUUAGAAAACGACAACGUAUUACAACUUGAAAAUACCAUAAAUGUCAUCAAAGAAAACAAGUGGAAUGGAAAUGAACAGGACAUGUCUUCUAUAUCAGAAAUCACCGGAAUAAGUGAAAACCUGCUACGGAAGAAAGUCAAAAUGUACGGUACGUCAGACACUGAUGUUGAUGAACUCUCCCACAAUAAAUUGUUAACUUACAUCGAGCAGAAAUGGACUCUGUGUGAAAUGCCUCCUAAAAUCUAUUUUCUGUUAAAGAAUCAAAAAUACAUUGAAAACCUAUAUUUAGGAGACUUUGCAGACCCGUCGUUACCAUUUUCCGUUUCCUUGUAUAGGACAAUGAGAAGAAAAAUGUAUCGUGUUCUUUUCAGAGGAGGAAAUGUUUAUAUAAUGGAGGUAUGGAUCUACAAUACAGUAAACAUGUGUAGGACUAGUUUAAUAUCAAGUUUUUAUAUGAAAUACAAUGAUUAUAUUCCACCUUUGGAACAUCUAUUAUCGGACGAAGAGUAUAUGGUACCCAUUCGAUGGAAAUUGUUUGCGUAUUGUUUGGGAACAAAUAUCACAAUUGAAACUCUUAGACAAGUGGAACCGACUCUACUUAGUUUCUGUUGUCUUGUAAAUUACAUGAUUAGAAACGGUGUGGUGCUGAAUAUAUGCGAAUUAAAUGCAUUAAUUCUACAGGCUAUCCUUGUUUCAAAUAACUGCGAUUCUUAUAAAGAUAAUGUGGUGUUGAACCCGAGACAUAUCCACUUGAGCAGAUUAUACGAGAGAGGGAUGUACAAUUUGAUGAACGUGUUAGCUGUGUGUGGAUUUCCAUUUUCGUUGGAACACGUGAUGCAUUGGAAGUGUUUUGACAUCACUGUUUUUAUAAAUGUAUAUAACGAACUAAUACAGGGGAUAACAACGAAUGUAAUUUGUGGAUUGAACAAUAUUGAUAUAUCAUUAUAUGAGUAUGUCCGUUUGUUAUGUAUAAACAACGUCAAACUUCGUAUAUAAUGAUCUGAGCAUUAUCUAAAUUUAAUUCCAUGUUUGAAACGAAGAAUUAUUUCGUCGGAUUUAGUGUCAAAUUUUUAAAUUUAUUAUCUGACCGAUUGAAAUUCGUUUUUUCUUUAUAGUAUAUAAUGUUAAAUUUUUAAAAAAUCUUGUUUUUAGUUUAUUUGUUUGGAAUUUUACAUCUGUUAUAAUAUCAUAAUGCAGAAUUGUACAGAAACUGUAAUUUAUAU
Messenger RNA from Centruroides sculpturatus (bark scorpion), 2303 nucleotides. Its product is annotated as constitutive coactivator of peroxisome proliferator-activated receptor gamma-like. Bases 364 to 2076 code for a protein of 570 amino acids. The transcript has 5 exons. Gene Ontology annotation, cellular component: nucleus. The record is from RefSeq and is a predicted model, not a curated record. Lineage: Eukaryota; Metazoa; Arthropoda; Arachnida; Scorpiones; Buthidae.